GCCAUUUCGGUGCAUUGUAACUGUCAGUGGUGGCAUGAAAAUGUUACGCAUGCGCAAAGAAAAUCGAGGUCGCGUAGUGACGCAGGCAGAAAUCCAAACAGCUUCCUAUUGAAUACUUAGUGCACUACAUCCGCCUGCACGUGCUGUUAUUUCACACCGUAACGUAGUGCGCUUGUGUAGGCUGUUCAGAGCCAUUUGGGAUACGGCAUUACUGGACCACUCGCUGCCAGCUUACACAGAAUCACGGUGAAUGAAUGACGUGGAUUUUCAAUCAGUUAAAUUUCACCGUUGAACUGAGCGCUGGUGUGAGUGUUGGUCUCCGUGUCGACUGAAUAUUGUGUUUUCACAGCAGCUAAACAAUGAAUAAAGCCAAAGUUGAGAGUCUUCGAGACAAGGUGGAGGGAAAUGAGCUGGAUCUUAGUCUGUGUAACCUUACAGAUGUCCCGGUGAAGGAGCUUGCCGCUGUUCCCAAAGCCACAGUCCUGGACCUUUCCUGUAACAAUCUCACAACUCUAACUCCUGAUUUCUGUACGCUGACUCACCUGGUUAAAGUCGACCUGAGCAAGAAUCAGCUGGUGAGCCUACCGGAGGAAAUCGGGCAUCUCUACAGCCUGCAACAUCUGGAUCUGUACAACAACAAGCUGACCACGCUGCCUCUCAGUUUCUGCCAGCUCAGGAGUCUGAAAUGGCUGGAUCUUAAAGAUAACCCUCUGGAGCCGACACUGGCCAAAGCUGCAGGAGACUGUCUGAAUGAGAAGCAGUGCAGGCAGUGCUCAGGAAGGGUUCUGCAACACAUGAGGUUUCUCCAGGAAGAAGCAGAUAAGGAGCGGGAACGCAAGCUGCUGAAGGAGAAAGAACAGGAAAAGAAGAGAGAAGCGAAACAGAGGGAGAGAGAGGCCCGGGAAAGAGAAGCACAAAAAAGGAAAAAGGCAGAGGAGAAGGAGAGGAAAAGGAGGGAAUAUGAAGCACAGAUGGCAGCUCAGGCUGUGCAGGAACAACAGAAGAAGAAGAAAGAGGAUAAGAAGAAGAGAGCCAGCCAAAAUCAAGAUAAAAAGAAGGUCAGUGUCUCCGGUGGCGUGCCUCAGACCAGACGCUCUUGGUGCUCUCGGCUCUUCUCUCUGCUCCUCAGGGUCUUGCUCCUGCUCAUCAUCGGCGCUGCAGCAGUGAUCGGCACUUGUCGGGUCACCGAGCUGAAGAAGGAGGCGUUCUGUGUUCCUGUAAAUCUGUACACAGAUGAGGCGCUGAGCUGGGCUCGAGGCCUGGACGUGGUGCAACAAGUCAUUCAGAAAAUCUCUGACCUUCAACAAUGACCUCUCGCUGG
Molecule: messenger RNA, 1321 nt
Organism: Ictalurus furcatus (blue catfish)
Lineage: Eukaryota; Metazoa; Chordata; Actinopteri; Siluriformes; Ictaluridae
Gene: lrrc59
Product: leucine rich repeat containing 59
Exons: 8
Coding region: 360-1310 (316 amino acids)
Molecular function (GO): protein binding
Source: RefSeq, a predicted model, not a curated record